Molecule: messenger RNA, 3407 nt
Organism: Pomacea canaliculata
Lineage: Eukaryota; Metazoa; Mollusca; Gastropoda; Architaenioglossa; Ampullariidae
Product: serine/threonine-protein phosphatase 4 regulatory subunit 2-B-like
Exons: 7
Coding region: 265-1806 (513 amino acids)
Biological process (GO): protein dephosphorylation
Cellular component (GO): protein phosphatase 4 complex; nucleus; cytoplasm
Molecular function (GO): protein phosphatase regulator activity
Source: RefSeq, a predicted model, not a curated record
UUGUGAGCGAAGACAAAUUUCUGUCCUGGGUCUCCUGGACAGACAAUAAAGUCUGUUUUGAUUUGAUUUGAUUCUCAACUUCGCUAGAAGCCGCCAUUUUAAGCGCCCGCGGGCAUCCGUGGUGAGCGCCCGCGUUGCUGAACGCUUGGGCUCGAUUGGCUAGCUUCGCUCGAUUCGCUAAGCCUAUGCAACACGUCUCAGUACGUCACAUCCUGCACGCCAUUUGUCGACCUUGAUGAGCCAACUGCUUGUUGAAAUAAUACAAUGGAAAACCGAGAAGAACUUUUAGACGCUUUAAACGACUUCAAUCGAAAACAGACGAAAGAAAUCUCGCCUCUAUUGGAGCAGUUUCUGAAACAAGUCGCGAAAACAGGCGAGACGCUAUUUCCAUGGUCUCAGCUUAAGGUGUUGAUUCUUGCAAAGAUGGAACAAGUGAUGAUUCAGUUCUGUGAAGAGUAUGGAUCUGAUCAUUUGCCUCCUUGCCCUAAUGUAGAAAAUGUUCGCAGUGAAGUUGUCAGAAGCCGCAUAAUGGAUACAGUUCAAAAAUUCCAUGGUGCCCCAUUCACCAUUCAGCGUUUAUGUGAGCUGCUGACUGAUCCCAGAAGACAUUACAAGAGAUGUGAUAAAUUUCUUCGGGGCCUAGAAAAAAACGUCCUGGUUGUCAGCACAGUUGAUCCAUUUGGAAGAAAGGUGGUAUCUGAGUCAAAAAGCAUGGUGAAUGGAAUGGACACUGCCAGUUUCCAGCAAGCAGACUCCAGCACUCCACAAGGCACACCCCCUGUUCCAGCAUGGAACAACACCAGUCCAUCCUCAACAUGGAAUGCAAGUGGAGAGUGCACAACAACUGAUGCCCCAACCUCUGCAUCCAUCCUUGAGGUUGCAAAGUCACCCGAACCAAAAGAUAGCAUCCCUCUACCUGCGGCAAACUUAGGCCAGAUCAUUCACAUUUCAACUACGGCAUCAGAGACAACAACUGAAGAAUGCAAAGCUGGUGCUGUAGAUUCUGCUAACUUUAAUACCAUAUUUAAUGGUGAUGAUGCACAAUUAGUUGUUAAGUCAGGUAUGAUUGGUUUUGAGUGUUCAGAAAGGACUGAACAUGUAGAAACAGUAAGAGGUAAUGAUGCUCAGUUAGAAGAAUCACCUCAGUGUGAGGCACCUACUGAAGCUUCAUUGAUUACGGAAGGCUGUCAGCAGACAUCAGGAUUUUACAGUGACAAAGCAACAGUUAUUGCAGACCCCUGUGCCACUGUAUUGGAAGGGUCAGAGUCAUACAAAAGGAUGUCUGUUGGUGUUCUUGAAGGGUCUCAUCUUUGUUGUGAAAAAGUAUCAGAUAAAACCAGCCUGACUGUUCUGGAUCAGGUAAAUGAAGGUAGUGAAAAGGCAACACAGAGUGCUGAAGAACUAGUGAAACAUGAAGAAGUAACUUGUCUUGAUGGUACAACCAGAUACGAACACGAACACACACUUUGUAAUCGUGAAGACAGUUCUUUAGACAUUUCAGCAGAAGGCUGUUCAACAGAAGUUGCCUCUUCCUUUGAUGCUAUUGCAGUUGAAUCAUCAAACUUGUCAGACACCACUUCAUGUCCACCAGAAAUAGCCAGAGCAGUUAUCAUUGAGGAAGAGACUUUGAGUAAGCAAGAAAACAUGGACACUUCUGUUGUUGAAUGUAUGGAUGUUGGCACUACAGAUUCAGUCAGUGAACUUAAUACCCACAUAGAAAAAGACAAUGCAGUGAUAGAAGAAGCAUCUCAUAAUUCAGACUCCAUGCAAAUUUCAGUGCAAGAAGUACCUAUGGAAGAAUACUAAAGCAUUAUAUUAAGGUUUAUUUGUUCACAAGUCAUUGCCUUCUAAAAAGCAAUUUUAAUGGUGAACGAUUUGUAUUUUGCUGUCACUUUUAUAUUAAUGACUUAAUGAUACGAAAAUGGCAGGGUGAUUUGUUGAUGAAAGUAUUUCUUUGUGAAGUUGUUUAUAAAUCUGUAUUCCUGUGGAUUAUAAAGUGUCACCUAUUUUCCCUCUGGGAUAUUAACUGUCCUACUUUCUUGUCAGAUUUAAAGGUAGUUCUUUUUCAGAUGAGGUGAUCAGUUAUAAAAUUUCCUUUUAAAACUGGAAAGUGUGUGUGAAUGUCGCAUAUGCAGAAGUGUCAGUUUUUGUCGCUUUGCAGUGCAGUUACUGUUUUGCUGGAACGGAUCAGUGUAUAGUUUUAAGUUUACAAAGUGAAGCUCUGUAAUAGAGCUUAUUUGCUGGUUGCAUUUUCUUCCCCUAGUACACCAGUAUCCUAUGCCUGCACAGUAAUUGUAUAAACUUAGUGUAUACUUGGUAGAAAUCAUGGUUUACUUUUAUUGUGGUUUCUGUUUGGAAAGAAAUAAAACAUUGGAUAAAAAGCCAGUUUAAAACUGACCCUUGAAAGAGGCUGCUGGAGACAAAACGAGUAAAGUGUUGCUCCAAAGCUGAGAUUUCUGCUAUAUGAUUUUUCUGUAAUUUGGUAUGGAAACAUCUGAAAUAUACAGAAAUAUUUUUUUUAAACUGUUAUUACAUUGAUAACUGAUCAUUUAAAAAAAUUAUUAGGUACUUGAUCUUUGUUUCCAACCAACCAGUUCCACUUUAUAAUUAGCAUGUUUAACCAUGCCACUGAAGUGAGUUGCCAAGAGAGACCUCUGUCUCAUUGAAGACAAUAUCAACGUUCCUUCUGUCAAUAAAAAUAAAAUUUAUAAAAUCAAGCAGAUAUCCAAACAAGCAUGCAUUUUGCAGGUUGUGUUGAUGUGAUGUCAACAUCUCGAACACCAGUCAAUUUACAUUAGUCGCCAAAAAUGUGACAGAAGGGCGUAGAAGAUGUCUGGCUAUACAUUUUUUACUUGUUUUGAAUUACAAUAUUUCAAAAAUACAUUGGGGAGGGGGUAAUGGUGUAUGAAAAUGCACUUAAUAUUUUCAUUCAAUAUCUGCUAGAUUUUUGUGUAAAAAUAUGGAUUUUGGACACCAUACAGAAUGGCAUCCUAGAAUUUAGAUCCUUCUUGAUAGGGUGUGUCUAUAAAAAUGAUGUGUUACAAUGUACUCACUAUUGCUAGCGUGUUGCAAAUACUACUGACUGUGGUGAGAAUGUAAGGUAAAAACUAAAGCAGAUGUAACAAAAGGAAAAAAAUAACACAUGCCUGUAAAGUGUACAUUGACACUGCUACUCAAAUUUAUUCAGUAUGAACAAAAUUGAUGCCAUUGAGCUGUACCUGCAAAGACUUUGGCAUCUGCAGGUGUGAACUAAAUAAGAAUAGUUAAGGGUUUUGACCCAUCUAUUUAGAUAAUGAAAGAUUGGCAUUGCAUGAGAGCAAAUCUUAUAGAUCUGAUUUCAGGAAGUUACAAUUUUUUAUAAUGGUAAUGGUAUUAUUAUGAUAAUAAAGUGUUAUUUGGUGCUGAUA